Messenger RNA from Oldenlandia corymbosa var. corymbosa, 4335 nucleotides. The record is from the annotation of a GenBank genome assembly. NCBI's taxonomy places the organism in Eukaryota, Viridiplantae, Streptophyta, Magnoliopsida, Gentianales, Rubiaceae.
GGCUGCUGUUUUAGGGUUUCUGUGCUGCGAUUGUUGUUCUUCUGUCGUUCUUUAUGGUUUAUCUGUGAGAUCUGAGUGGUUUUUGCGGUUGAUGUUGUUUAGAUCUGAGUGUUUUCACUGUUUGCUCCGAGCUCUUUUUUGGGUUUUCAUUUGGUUGAAAAUUCCCGUUGAAGAAUGCUCGGGAUAGCUUGUUUUAAAUGUGGGCUUUGCUUGUUUUACUGUUUUUUCCUUUCGUUUUGCUGGUUUGUAAACCGAUUUUUUCUGGUUCGUUCACUGUUUGCUCUGGACUUUUUGGGGAUUCUUUUGGAUGAACAACCCGGUUGAAGAAUACUUGUGAUAACUUGUAUUGAGUGUGGGUUUUUUUCGUUUUUCUGAUUUGUACUCCAGUUUUGUAGUUUUGUAAACCCCUUUCCUCAGUUUUGUUGGUUUAUAGACCCUUUUCCUCAGUUUUGUUGGCUUGUAAACCCUCUUCUUCUGUUUGGUUACUUUAUUUUGCCAAACCUUGAUGUUUGUUGUGAAAUUUUUAGAAAAUUUGUUUUGAGGCUGGGUUUUUUUGGUUACUGAUUAUUUUUUAACUCUUUGUCUGUUGAGUUUUGUCCAUUUUCCUGAGUUUUUUCUCAGCUUUGGGGAUUGUAAACCCUUUUCCUCUGUUUUCUUACUUUGUUUUCUACCCCUGGGUGCUUAUUGUAAGAUUUCUGGAGAACUUGUUUUUGAGGUUGAGAUUUCUUAGUUCAUAAUCUAUAUUUUAGCUUUAUUCGCUCUAGUUUGCGCAGGUGUGGGCAUUCUGGCUACUAUGACUCCCUGCUGUUAACAUGUGGUAUAUGGAUUUGUUUGUUUGAAGUUUGUUUUCCAUGUGAACUGAUGCAUCUGGUCAUUUUAGCACCAUUGGUACAUGGUCCGUUGUGUUCUUGAUUUUUUUGUCAUUUUUUUUGUGGUAUGAAAGUCUGGGUUCAUAUUGUGCUGUGUAAUUAUUCAUGGGACCUUCUUUUGAAAAUGCUUGCAUGUGCUUGUAAUGUUAAUUUGUCUUACAGUUUGUGAUCUGGCCACACUUAUGCUUCUGUUGCUUACUUGUCUUCCCCUGUAUUCUCUUGUAUUGUAGCUGUAACCAUGGUGAGGAAGAGACGAACUGAACUUCCUUCUGAGGGACAAAGUUCCGGUUCUCAGGAAUCUGGAGCUGGACGUGGUGCUGGCUUUGGUGGAGGCCAACAAGGUCCACCGGUUCAACAACAGCAGACUCAGCAACAAGGUGGAUCUCAGGGUGGAGGAAGAGGUUGGGGACCUCAGCAGCGUGGAGGCUAUGGUGGUCGUGGAGCUCCAUCUCCACGUGGUGGGCCUCAACAGUAUCAAGGUGGUGGUCCAGUAUACCAGCAAGGAAGGGGUUCUCAGCAGGAGUAUCAGCAAGGAAGGGGUGCUCAGCAGCAGUACCCACGAGGAGCUCCAGCAGGGCAGCGCCCAAGGGCCCCCGGUGCGCCUUCAACUGGGGGGCCCUUUCCCGAGCUGCAUCAAGCAACCCAGCCUUCUAAUCUACCUGGGGUGACGUCUCCUCUGUCUCAUGGGGGUCCUGCAGAGUCGCAAAGUGAAACUGGUUCAUCUAGCACAGUACCUGAGCCUUCCCAGUUACCUGUGGCACAGCAGUUUGAGCAACUUAGUAUCCAGUCUGAAGUGCAGCCAGUUCAGCAGGCCAUUGCACCAGCUUCAAGCAAGGCAUUAAGGUUCCCUCUUCGUCCUGGUAGAGGUAGCACUGGGACUAAAUGUAUUGUGAAGGCCAACCACUUCUUUGCGGAGCUUCCCGACAAAGACUUGCAUCAAUAUGAUGUUACAAUUACUCCUGAGGUCACAUCUCGUGGUGUGAACCGCGCUGUUAUAAAGCAGUUGGUGCAGCUUUACAAGGAAUCUCAUCUUGGGAAGAGGUUACCUGCCUAUGAUGGAAGAAAGAGCCUGUACACUGCCGGACCUCUUCCAUUUGUCUCGAAAGAGUUUAAGAUUACCCUUAUUGAUGAGGAGGAUGGAGUUGAAACUGGUUCUGUGAGGAGAGAAAGGGAAUUUAAAGUUGUAAUCAAGCUAGCAGCUCGGGCUGAUUUGCACCAUUUAGGCAUGUUUCUGCAGGGUAGACAAGCUGAUGCCCCUCAGGAAGCCCUUCAGGUUCUGGACAUUGUUCUUCGUGAAUUGCCCACUUCUCGAUAUUGUCCUGUUGGUCGCUCUUUUUACGCCCCUGAUCUGGGAAGAAGGCAACCUUUGGGCGAGGGGCUUGAAAGUUGGCGUGGUUUUUAUCAGAGCAUCCGACCAACUCAGAUGGGGUUAUCACUUAACAUUGAUAUGUCAUCCACCGCAUUCAUUGAACCUCUCCCUGUUAUUGAGUUUGUGCAACAGCUACUCAACAGGGAAGUCUCAUCUAGACCUUUGUCUGAUGCUGACCGUGUCAAGAUUAAGAAAGCCCUUAGGGGAGUUAAAGUGGAAGUAACACAUCGUGGGAACAUGCGCAGAAAGUACAGAAUAUCUGGUUUAACAUCACAAGCAACACGUGAGCUGACUUUUCCUGUGGAUGAAAGGGGGACAAUGAAGUCAGUAGUUGAGUAUUUCCAGGAGACUUAUGGAUUUGUUAUCCACAACACACAUCUGCCUUGUUUGCAAGUUGGAAAUACACAGAGACCAAAUUAUCUCCCCCUAGAGGUCUGCAAGAUUGUCGAGGGCCAGAGGUAUUCAAAGAGAUUGAAUGAGAGACAGAUAACUGCUCUGUUGAAAGUGACUUGCCAGCGUCCCCAGGAGAGGGAGCGUGAUAUUCUUACGACUGUUCGCCAUAAUGCCUAUGGUGACGACCCAUUUGCAAAGGAGUUCGGUAUCAGGAUUAGUGACAGGCUUGCUCAGGUCGAAGCUCGUAUACUGCCUCCUCCGUGGCUUAAAUACCAUGAUUCUGGUCGUGAGAAGGAUUGCCUGCCUCAAGUUGGGCAGUGGAAUAUGAUGAACAAGAAAAUGGUUAAUGGAGGUACAGUAAACAAUUGGAUAUGUGUUAACUUUUCUCGCAAUGUCCAAGACAGCGUGGUUCGCGGCUUCUGUCAGGAGCUUGCCCAGAUGUGUCACACUUCCGGGAUGAACUUCCAUCCACAUCCUGUUUUGCCCCCAAUAUCUGUCCGGCCUGAUCAGGUUGAAAGAGCACUGAAAGCCAGAUAUUCUGAGGCCAUGGCAAAGCUGCCUGCACAGAGGAAGGAACUGGACUUGCUGAUUGUCAUUUUGCCGGACAAUAAUGGCUCUCUUUACGGUGAUCUCAAACGGAUUUGUGAGACUGAUCUAGGAAUUGUAUCUCAGUGCUGUUUAACAAAGCAUGUUUUCAAGAUGAGCAAGCAGUAUCUUGCCAAUGUUGCUCUGAAGAUCAACGUGAAAGUUGGUGGGAGGAACACUGUACUUGUUGAUGCUUUGUCUAGACGCAUACCUCUUGUGAGUGACAGGCCAACUAUCAUCUUUGGUGCUGAUGUUACCCAUCCCCACCCUGGCGAGGAUUCGAGUCCAUCCAUUGCAGCUGUUGUCGCAUCGCAGGAUUGGCCUGAAGUUACUAAGUAUGCUGGUUUGGUCAGUGCUCAAGCUCAUCGACAGGAGCUAAUUCAAGAUUUGUUUAAGACCUGGCAAGAUCCUGCUAGAGGAACUGUAACUGGUGGCAUGAUCAAAGAGUUGCUGAUUUCCUUCCGUAAAGCAACUGGUCAGAAGCCACAGAGAAUUAUCUUUUAUAGAGAUGGUGUCAGUGAAGGGCAGUUUUAUCAAGUGUUGCUCUAUGAGUUGGAUGCAAUUCGAAGGGCGUGUGCAUCUCUGGAACCAAACUAUCAGCCACCUGUGACUUUUGUGGUGGUUCAGAAACGCCACCAUACAAGGUUGUUUGCCAACAAUCACAAUGACCGUAAUACCACUGAUCGCAGCGGCAACAUUCUGCCUGGUACUGUUGUAGAUUCGAAGAUUUGUCACCCUACAGAAUUUGAUUUUUACCUAUGCAGCCAUGCUGGAAUACAGGGUACGAGCCGACCGGCGCAUUACCAUGUGCUGUGGGAUGAGAACAACUUCUCUGCAGAUGGGCUGCAGUCUCUCACGAACAAUCUGUGUUAUACGUAUGCUAGAUGCACCCGUUCUGUCUCAAUUGUUCCACCUGCAUACUAUGCUCACCUGGCUGCCUUCCGCGCCCGGUUCUAUAUGGAGCCUGAGACCUCUGACAGUGGUUCUGUGACCACUGCUCGUGGUGGUGCUGGUCCUGUGCCUGGCGUUAGGAGUACUCGUGCACCUGGUGUCAAUGCCAAUGUGAGGCCUCUUCCUGCGCUCAAGGAGAACGUGAAGAGGGUUAUGUUCUACUGUUAG